Messenger RNA from Merops nubicus (carmine bee-eater), 1296 nucleotides. It is a transcript of the gene JMJD4, whose product is annotated as jumonji domain containing 4. Lineage: Eukaryota; Metazoa; Chordata; Aves; Coraciiformes; Meropidae. Gene Ontology annotation, molecular function: histone H4R3 demethylase activity; sequence-specific DNA binding. Gene Ontology annotation, cellular component: cytoplasm; nucleus. Gene Ontology annotation, biological process: protein hydroxylation; negative regulation of gene expression; positive regulation of translational termination. Bases 1 to 1284 code for a protein of 427 amino acids. The transcript has 6 exons. The record is from RefSeq and is a predicted model, not a curated record.
AUGGACAGGGCAACAUUUGCCUGUUCCACUGCCUUUUUUCGGGACCACAGCACUUCAUCUCAGGGUUCACUCUGCCUCCCUGGAGGGCACGUGGACUUUAUUGAAAAAGCAGAAUCCUUCAGCUACUCAGACUUCUUCAGGGAUUAUCUGAUCCCCAACCACCCCUGUAUUUUCUCAGCUAAAUUCACAGAAGACUGGGGCAGCAGGAGAAAUUGGGUUACUUGGGAUGGAAAGCCCAACUUUGAUCACCUGCUGCAGAAGUUUGGAGAAGCUCUCGUGCCUGUUGCCAACUGUGAUGUCAAGGAGUACAACUCUAACCCCAAGGAGCAGCUCCCCUUCAAGGAGUACCUCAGCUACUGGAAGGAGUACAUCAGGAACGGGUACAGCUCACCCCGAGGCUGCCUUUAUCUGAAGGACUGGCACCUCAGCAGAGCUUUCCCAGUGCACGAUGUGUACACGACCCCUGUGUACUUCUCCUCUGACUGGCUGAAUGAGUACUGGGAUGCCCGAGCUGGGGACGACUAUCGCUUCGUCUACAUGGGACCAAAAGGCUCCUGGACUCCCUUCCACGCCGACGUCUUCCGCUCCUACAGCUGGUCAGCCAACGUCUGUGGGAGGAAGAAGUGGCUGCUGUACCCUGCAGGGCAGGAGGAGUUCCUGAAGGACUCCCAUGGCAACCUGCCCUUUGAUGUCACCUCCCCCAGUCUCCAGGACAGGAAUGUUUACCCUCGUUACAGCCAAAGCCAGCCCCCUGUUGAGAUCCUGCAGGAGGCAGGGGAGAUCGUCUUCAUCCCCAGCGGGUGGCAUCACCAGGUUCACAAUCUGGACGACACCAUUUCCAUCAACCACAACUGGGUGAAUGGCUGCAACGUGGCCAUCAUGUGGUGCUUCCUGCAGGAUGAGCUGGCAGCUGUCCAGAGGGAGAUCAACGAGUGGAAGGACCCUAUGGAUGACUGGCACCUCCAAUGCCAGUUGAUCAUGAAGUCUUGCACGGGCAUCGACUACAAGGAGUUCUACAACUUCCUCAAAGUGAUUGCAGAAAACAGGAUUUCCAUCUUGGAGAACGGCCUCGACGACGAAGCUUCUGCCAAGAACACCCCCAAAGCUGCCAUCUCCACCCUGGGCAUGCUCCACGCCGUGUUUGAUCUGAAGAGAACAGUCAAGGUGUUAACAUCCUUGAGUGCUAAUGAAGAUUUCAAGAAGCUGGACCUGGCCUCCCUCUCUCCACCUCCAGAGGCCUUGCUCCACCACUUGAAAGCAGCAAUAGAUACAGCACUGCUCUAACUUCCCAGUUCU